UACGCCCAGAACCCAGUGCGUUAGGUUGACACGAAAGGACCUGCUAGCCGUAGCCGCCUGAAUCUGAAAAUUACACGGGGAUCUUUAUAUGGUUGGCUGAAAUAAAGAAAGAAAAUAACUGCGAUAAAGACAAAAUAGUUCUAACUCACCAUGGAGUCCUACGACAUCAUAGCCAAUCAACCUGUGGUAAUUGAUAAUGGUUCAGGUGUGGUUAAAGCAGGAUUUGCUGGAGACCAAAUCCCAAAAUACUGCUUCCCAAACUAUGUGGGACGUCCCAAGCAUGUGAGGGUCAUGGCGGGGGCACUUGAAGGAGACCUCUUCAUUGGCCCCAAAGCUGAGGAGCACAGGGGGCUGCUGUCAGUGAGAUAUCCCAUGGAGCACGGCAUCGUCAAGGACUGGAAUGACAUGGAGCGCAUCUGGCAGUACGUCUACUCCAAGGAGCAGCUGCAGACCUUCUCUGAGGAGCAUCCUGUUCUGCUCACGGAGGCCCCUCUGAACCCAAGUAAGAACCGGGAGCGGGCGGCAGAAGUGUUCUUCGAGACCUUCAAUGUUCCAGCCCUCUUCAUCUCCAUGCAGGCUGUCCUGAGCUUAUACGCUACAGGGCGCACGACGGGCGUGGUGCUGGACGCAGGCGAUGGGGUGACCCAUGCCGUGCCCAUCUACGAGGGCUUUGCCAUCCCCCACUCCAUCAUGAGGGUGGACAUCGCCGGACGAGACGUGUCACGCUACCUGCGGCUGCUUCUGCGUAAAGAGGGCUACGACUUCCACACCUCGGCUGAGUUUGAGGUUGUGCGCACCAUCAAAGAGAGGGCUUGCUACCUGUCCCUGAACCCCCAGAAGGACGAGACUCUGGACACAGAGAAGGCACAGUACACCCUGCCUGACGGCAGUACACUGGACAUCGGACCCGCCCGGUUCCGGGCCCCCGAGCUGCUCUUCAGGCCUGACCUGAUCGGGGACGAGAGCGAGGGCAUCCACGAGGUGCUGGCCUUCGCCAUCCAGAAGUCGGACAUGGACCUGAGGCGUACCCUGUUCUCCAACAUCGUCUUGUCUGGUGGCUCCACGCUCCUCAAAGGUUUUGGUGACCGUUUGUUGAGCGAAGUGAAGAAGCUGGCACCCAAAGAUGUUAAAAUAAAGAUCUCUGCACCUCAGGAGAGAUUAUACUCCACUUGGAUUGGUGGCUCCAUUUUGGCAUCACUGGACACCUUCAAGAAGAUGUGGGUCUCCAAGAAGGAGUAUGAGGAGGACAGAGCCCGUGCCAUCCACCGAAAAACCUUCUAAUGAGAGAGGCCGCAUGGCAUUUCAACCCUGCCCAGACCCUCUGGUCCGAAUUCUCCAGCUCCUAAAUGCCUCCCUCCCUGUGCAGCUUGGCAUGCCUUCUGUAACCCCACCUCCCCACCCCAUCCCACCAACCCCCAUGUCUCGGGGAACCAGUCAGGACUGGCAAAGGGUUAGGGCAGGCAUUCUCAUACAGACCCCCUCCCCACUCCUACAAACAAGGCUUUCUGUUGCAUCUCAAGAUUGUGGACCUUUUUUGUACACAUUCGGGGCAAGGCUAUACUGCUAGAUGCAAGUAUUUAUUGUACCAUUUGACAGGCCCACUAUGAUAUCAUCAUAUCUAUUCUAAUGACAAUGAUGAAGGUGAAUGUUGUAGUAUACAUUACUGUACAAAAUCCAUUCCAAAAGGAUCAGGUACUUGCUUUUGUUUCAGCUUUUCAGGCCUUCCAGUGUUGAGGCACAUACGACUGGUGCAUUUAGGUCUGAGGAAGUAGUCACCUGAUUCAGUUUUCAAUUAUAUUUAUUUACCGAUGACACAAAUAGUUUAACGGUUUAUGAAGAAGUUGAUGGUAGGGAAAUUUACCUUAACUCACACUCCUAUGCUUCUUAGACACUGUAUUUUGUUUUAUGUAUGUCUCCAUCCGUGUCUUAAGUAAGGGGGAUAACAUUUUAUCUGAAACUGAGCUUGAUCAUACUUUCAAAGUAGCUACCGAUUUGUAGUGACCAAUUUUUGUCAUUCAUAUAUAGAUAUAUCAAGAGUGGCAUACUGUAUAUUGUGCCUGUAUCAGCAGUCAUAGUUCCAGUUUUAGCCUUUUGUGUUGGACCACAGGGCAAUUAAUCACUGUUGUGUUCUUUUUGUUAUAUAAUCUGUCCUACACAAACCGUAUGGGUAACACUAAAGUUUGAUGUGGAUCAUCGGAGUAGUUGUACUGUCUUUGGGAGCAGUUGUCUGGGAAAUCUUUAGCUCUCCGUACACAUCAGGCAUAAUUGAGGGGAACCAAUUUUUUGAGGAGGCCUUGUGAAGGUGUUAUGACCUUGGCUGACGACCCACCAAACGGUGUCAUUUUUUUUUUUGGGUGAUGCCAGAAAAUUUGACUCAAAAUUGUAAUGAAUGCCCAGUUAGAAUUGAGUAUUUAGGCCAAACUAGUUUACAGAGACCUGCAAUUGUUUUCUCUAUGAGUUCCCCAAUAAAAAUUGUAGCCUUACAAAUGUUAAUAUUAAUGGUGUAAUGUUGAAAGCGUUACUGUAGGUCAUGGCUGCCCAACCUUGUUGUUGGAUAUCUACAGUCUUGUAGGUUUUCAUUUCAGCCAAAAUGUGGCUUACCUGAUUCUACUAAUUAGCAGCUCAAUGAUCUCUUGCUGCUGAAUGAGGUGUACUUUGUUAAGAUUGGAGUGAAAACCUACAGGAUGGUAGAUCUCCAGAAGGUUGGGCAGCCCAGCUGUAGAUAAAGAGGAUGCUUAAAACAUGUUUAUAUUAUGUAUGUGCAAGCAAAAUUGAACACAUUGAUAGUAAUUUUGUGGGAGGAGGGCAUUCAGUGGUGUGGGUAGUGUUCAGGUUAUUUUGUCCAUCUCCCAGCCUUGAAGUUGAUAGCCUGUGUAUCUGCAUUGGAAAAAUAAUUAUGCUUGGAUAUUUUUUAAGGCUAAAAAAAAUACAUUGGCCCUUAAUAUUGUUGCUCAAAAUAAAGAACAUUAAAAUGGCACAAAAACAAAAUAGGAUUGAAAUGUCCAAUAUUCAAGUGUUGCUUCUACUUUUAAUUUUGUAUUCAUUAUAAUAAAUAAAUUAAUGACUGCUGUCUGA
Molecule: messenger RNA, 3075 nt
Organism: Conger conger (European conger)
Lineage: Eukaryota; Metazoa; Chordata; Actinopteri; Anguilliformes; Congridae
Gene: actr1b
Product: actin related protein 1B
Exons: 11
Coding region: 151-1281 (376 amino acids)
Source: RefSeq, a predicted model, not a curated record